GCACUCGUCUGCUGCCAAACGCCCCGGCGCCCGGCGGUACAACACGACAGACUCCCUCGCCAGCGACCAGACGUCAAACUCGUCCUCGACACAGCACCAUCACCAUCACGGCGCCAACAACAACAACAACCACCACCACCACCACAGAGUCAAGCACACAAAGCACGUCGUCGGCGGCGGCACCUCUGCCCGCAUUCCCAUGCACGCCCGCACCUCCUCCUCAAAGGCUCUGCACAAGCACACCUCGGCCUCGUCCACAAAGCUCGCCUCCAAGCGCAAUCACUCGCCCUCGCCAGACCGCUCCGCACACAACCACAACCACCACCACGCCCCGGCUGCCACGGCCACCUCCACGGCGGCUUCCACUCCUGGCCACCGCCGCUCGACGUCCGAGGCCAAGCUCUCCUCGCGCGACUCGUCCUCGGCCAACCUGCGCAAGAACGCGUCCCACUCGAGCCUCGUCGGCAAGCGCAACCGUUCCCACGUCGAGAUCGCCAAGAAGUCAAAGUCGGCCGCCAACAUCAAGCGCUCUGCAUCACAUCGCGACGUCAACAAGUACAAAGGCACUGGCGCCAAGGGCUCGGUCCACUUCGCGCUUGGCGACAACGAUGGCGACGACGACGACGACGACGAGCAGGAGGACGAGUGGGUAGACGCCAGCGGUUCUGCCUCGCCUUAUCUGUCGCGGCGAGGAUCCGUCGCCAGUGGUGUGCAGAGUCCGGGUAAGACAGCCCGCGACGAGGCAGCACAUUCAGCGUCGUCGUCGCGACCGCACACGCCCAGGGAACCACACCAGCUCCAGAAGCAGCAGUCGCAAGAGUCUGCCGCAGAGCACGAGUCAAGUAGUGACACCGCGUCUGACAAGGAAACGAUCCAGCACAAGGAGUAUCUCACGUCCAGGUUACUGAAGAGAACACCUUCAUACAGCGCUCCACACAUGUCCAAGGAGACGGUUUUGGUGCAGCCCCGGGGCUCGCCAGACUCGGUUCGGGCAAGCCUGUACGGCACGCCAAAGAACACCACUGCCAUUGUCGGUAGCGACCAGACUGCCGAAGUGACGUCACGAUUCGUCAAUGGCUCCGGCGGCGGCGCAGAACCAGGCUCUUUCUACACGCCGACACGAUCGCCUGCGCGCCGAAGCGACAAUGUCCGACCGUCCAAAUCACUGACCAAUAUCACCGACAAGCAUCGAGACUCGACCGACACAAAUGCCGCCGCGGAUGACGAGGACGACAGCGCCUUGGCACCCAGGACCACAAGACCUGCGCGCGGAGGUGUGCCGGCAGAAACAUCCCGGACGCAGCAGAAGCUCAAUCUCCAGCGCGCAAGCUCCAGUAUGGAGCCCUCGCAGCCCGGCGGAGGCGGUGGAGUUGUUGGAGCCAGCCCUCUGGUCGGAGUGAACAACCACGAAGGUCGGGACUUGCGGAUCAGCAGGCAGCUUGAGCGCACAGGAAUGGAGUACCUCGUCGUUCGCCGGUAUCAGAACCCCAUUGCACGGUCAAUCAACCGGUUAUCCCAGCUGCCGGGCGCCAACAAGACGCAGCCGAUACGCCAACACAAGUCGAACGGCGUCAAUGGCGGGUCCGCGGCUGGCUUGGGCCACGCGAAGAAGCCGUCGUAUGGCCUGAGCCAAAGUCUGGCAGACCUACAGAAGUCGAGGCCGACCACGCCUGCGACUGCAGCAGCAGCUGCUCGACGGCCCACUUCGAUCAGGACGAACGGGGCCAACUCAAGCUAUGGCGAUGGCAACAAUAACAACAACGAUGAAGAUUCCCGCUAUGACAAUGAUGGCGACGAUGGUGGGCUCGCGGCCAUCUUGAGAAAUCUGUGGGACAAGAACAUGGACCUCAGUGCGAGCCAAGACUAGAGCUGUGGGCCGAAGGCUGUACUAUACGUUUAUCAGUGCGUGUCUGCGAAGAGCAGCAUGCCGGGCUUUAGCCAUUGUCGAGGGUGGGUUAUAUGGCAGAGCAUGGGCCAUUGCUUUUAUAUCUUAGCAAGCGGCAUUCUAGGGAGAUGCUUGUGGAACGCUUUUGCGGUCGACAAGGUAUUUACGUUGACACGGCUGUUCUUGCACAUCGGCAGUGCUCCCAGUCGGGAUUCUGACUUAUAGAAAGGGGGAAAGGUGCAUAGGAGGGCGGUUGCAUGCGGGUCUAUUCAUGUUUCUCACCAGUAUUCUAGCACAUAAAACAAGCGACGAAUUCCUCUUUCUCCAAUGAUUAUAUCAGAUGGCCCACUGCAUGAUUCCACACUACAUUUUGAUUCG
This is a messenger RNA of Microdochium trichocladiopsis, 2263 nucleotides long. RefSeq lists its product as uncharacterized. The record is from RefSeq and is a predicted model, not a curated record. Gene Ontology annotation, cellular component: fungal-type vacuole membrane; TORC1 complex. Gene Ontology annotation, biological process: TOR signaling. The transcript has a single exon. NCBI's taxonomy places the organism in Eukaryota, Fungi, Ascomycota, Sordariomycetes, Xylariales, Microdochiaceae. Bases 200 to 1867 code for a protein of 555 amino acids.